Striga hermonthica is the source of this 321-nucleotide messenger RNA. The record is from the annotation of a GenBank genome assembly. NCBI's taxonomy places the organism in Eukaryota, Viridiplantae, Streptophyta, Magnoliopsida, Lamiales, Orobanchaceae.
AUGAAGAAAGAUUGGCGCCUUUGGAAAUAUUUAAAAACUGGAGAGACUGGGCUAGGUUGGGAUCCUACUACUGGAAAACUCGAUUGCUCUAGUGACUGGUGGGAGAAAAAACUCAAGGAGAAGCCUGAAGCGAAGAAGUUUCGUAAUAAGGCAAUACCUCCUUCUCUUGAAGAACAGUGGGAUCACCUAUUUGGAGACACGGUUGCUACUGGGGUAGAUUGUGUAGCACCUGCCGCCAUUCAUGAACCUUUGCACAAUAAAGAGCCCGUGAACAUAGACGAUGAUGAAGAAAAUGAGGGGAAUGUGAAUUUAGUGGAUUGA